Aedes albopictus (Asian tiger mosquito) is the source of this 6717-nucleotide messenger RNA. RefSeq names its product vitellogenin-A1. Bases 387 to 6650 code for a protein of 2087 amino acids. NCBI's taxonomy places the organism in Eukaryota, Metazoa, Arthropoda, Insecta, Diptera, Culicidae. The transcript is spliced from 3 exons. The record is from RefSeq and is a predicted model, not a curated record. Gene Ontology annotation, molecular function: lipid carrier activity. Gene Ontology annotation, biological process: lipid transport.
CUCAGCCCAUCCCAAAAAUAACCGCGGCUGUGUGAGUCUGUUGUGGGUUGGAUUAAAUUGAUCGGAUGGUUGAUCAUUGUAUUCUCCGCUGAUUCAGAUGACCGUGGCUAGGUGUAGCGUAGCCUUGUUACCAUUUCUAUGCGUUAUCUGAUUGAAUGAUCGAGAAAAGCACUAUUUCUUAUCUCGAUUCGCUAGUGGUCAUUGACUGGUCGAUCGAUAAGCAAUCAUGAAUGAAUCGCAGUUGAUAACCAUGGACUAGGACAAAGCGUCCACCUAAGCGGAAUGAUCCUUAUAAAAAGGAACGGCUGGAACUCAAGCAGCACAGUUCAACUUUUCCUUUCCAUUCGUCGAUUACCACAGCAUAGAGUCCUGCGAUUCAGGGAAUCAUGUUAGUUAAGCUGUUGUUCCUCGCCCUGGUGGGGAUCAGUACUGCCUACCAGUACUCAUACCAGUACAAGUUCCCCUACGGACGUCCGGAUAUCAAAAACGGAUUUGAAUAUGGUGCUUGGGAGCCCAACCGCCAGUAUGUCUACAACGUAACCUCGAAGACUAUGACCGCUCUGCCGGAUCUGGAAGACCAAUGGACUGGCACCUACACCCGUGCCUACCUGGUAUUCCGUCCGAAGAGCUCGGAGUAUGUCUUUGGCUACGUCAAGCAGCCAGAAUACGCCGUCUUCAACGAACACCUGCCUCAAGGCUACAACACCGAUCCUCAAUACCGCAACUUCAAGUGGCGUCCAAUGCCAAUGAGCUCGAAACCGUUUGCCAUCCGUUACUUCAAUGGAGUCAUCAAGGGUUUCUACGUUGAAAAGUCUGUGCCCAACCACGAGGUCAACAUCCUGAAGGCUUGGCUCAGUCAAUUCCAGCUGGAUACCCAGGGAGCUCACAUGUACAAAUCUAAGUACAACCAAGUCCCCGGAAACAAUUCUUUCACUGGUAUGUACGAAGUCAUGGAACCAGUUGUAACUGGCAAGUGCAAGACCCUGUAUGACGUCAGCGUUAUCCCACCAUACCUGGUCCAAGCCAACAAGCAUUGGGUACCUCUGCCUCAGCUCCGUGAGGAAGGCCAAUACUUCUUCCAGGUCGUCAAGACCCAGGACUUUGAUCAUUGUAAGCAACGCAUGGGUUACCACUUUGGCUUCAGCGGAUACAGCGACUUCCGCCCCAACACCAACAAGAUGGGUAACGUUGCUUCCAAGUCUGCUGUCACCAACAUGUACCUUACCGGAACAUGGUACAACUAUACCAUUCAGUCGUCCAGCACUGUGAACAAAAUCGCCGUUGCCCCAUCUCUGGUUAACAAGAACAAGGCCUUCGUGUACGCUUCCGUCAACUGCACCCUGAACCGUGUUGAAGAAUACAAACAGACCCCAGUGGGCCCUGCUGAAGAUCAGAAGGUUUUCGUCGACUUGGUCUACAGCUACAACAUGCCUAGCGACAAGAAGAACUAUGUUCGCCCAGGAAACGAAACUUCCUCCUCUUCAUCGUCUUCAUCAUCCUCGGAAUCAAGCUCGUCUAGCUCAUCCAGCUCAUCGGAAUCUUCCAGCUCCGAAUCGCGGGAGAAUCCUAAGGUCAGCCCAGUCUACCAGUACAAAGCUCAACUGGACGAAGUUGAAAAGCGUGGCAACCGCAACCGUCGUGACCUGAACGCCUCCAAGGAAAAGAAAUAUUACGAAGCCUACAAGAUGGACCAGUACCGCCUGAGCCGCAAGAACGAUACCUCAUCUGACUCCAGCAGCUCUGAUGAUUCCUCUUCCAGCUCCAGCUCAUCUAGUAGCCAAGAGUCCAACGAACGCAACAACUCAUCCUCUUCUGACUCUUCCUCGUCAUCCUCGUCCUCAUCUUCGUCCUCAUCCUCGUCCUCGUCUCAAUCCUACAGCUCGUCUUCCUCAUCUGAAUCGUACUCUUUGAGCAGCGAGGAGUUCUACUACCAACCCGCCCCCGAAAGCUUCAAGGAUGCUCCUCAGGCUCCCUUCCUGCCAUUCUUCACCGGCUACAAGGGAUACAACGUUCAAUACGCUCGCAAUGUUGAUGGUCAGCGUUCCAUCUACAAACUGGUCCAGGAAGCCGUCGAUGAACUACAGAAUCCAUCCACUCUGCCCAAGUCCAACACUCUGAGCAAAUUCAACAUUGUCAGCCGCAUUUUCCGUACCAUGAGCUACCAGGACAUCUAUGAUAUUGCCCAGAAGUACUUCGUUUCGCUGCAAGAACGCAAGGAAGGAAAUAACCACAGCGAGAAGUUUGCCAAGCGUCUUGAUGCUUGGUACUUCGUUCGUGAUGCAUUGGCUGAAGCUGGUACUCCACCUGCCUUCAAGGUUAUCAAGGAAUUCAUCGAAGAGAAGAAACUGCGUGGCUACGAAGCAGCUGGCGUUUUCUCUACGCUGGUUGGAUCGAUCCGCUACCCAACUGAAUCGUUGCUGCAUGAAUUUUUCCUGCUGGCUACCUCCGACACUGUCCAACAUCAGGAAGGUUUGAACACUACUGCUCUCUUCGCCUACAGCUACUUCGUCAACCAGGCUCACGUUAACAACCGCUCGGCUUACAACUACUACCCAGUCUACAGCUUUGGACGUUUUGCCGAUGCCGACUACAAAAUUGUGGCCCACAAGAUCGUGCCAUGGUUCUCUCACCAACUUCGUGAAGCCGUCAACAACAGAGAUAGUGUCCGGGCUCAAGUCUACAUCCGCUGUCUUGGAAACCUUGGACAUCCGGAAAUCCUGAAUGUGUUCGAGCCAUACCUCGAGGGCAUGCACCAUGUCAGUGAUUAUCAGCGUCUGGCUAUGAUUGUCGCUUUCGAUAAACUGGUUGAGAACUACCCACACCUGGCCCGUUCCGUCUUGUACAAGGUCUACCAGAACAUUGGAGAUAUUCAUCAAAUCCGAUGCGCUGCCGUGCACUUGCUUAUGCGUGCCUAUCCCCCAGCUGAUAUGCUCCAACGCAUGGCCGAGUACACCUACUACGACCCUAGCCGCUAUGUGCGCGCUGCUGUCAAGUCUGCUCUGGAAUCUGCUUCUGAAUCCUACGAUUACGAUUACUACAACGGUUUUGCCGAGAACGCCAAGGCUGCCAUUAAGUUCCUGAACCCAGAAGACUUCAGCUUCCAGUAUUCGUCGUCUUACAUCCGCGAUUACGCCUUCGAGAAUCUGGAACAGUCUUAUCGCAUGUACUACGGACAAAUCGCUGCUGAUGACCACUUCAUGCCCAACGGUAUGUUCUUCCAGCUGCGCAACAACUACGGCGGUUUCAAGAAGUACUCCUCGUUCUAUUACCUCUUCUCGAGCAUGGAAUCGUUCUUCGAUCUGAUUGAUAAGCAAUACGAUAGCAGCUACUUCAAGGAUGACUACAAAUCGUCUGACUAUUAUUACAAGUACUACAAACAGUUCCCCAACAAGAAGAGCGAAUACUUCGAUAAGUACUACAAGUCUCACGGUCCACAGAGCGAUUACUACCAGAAGUUCGCCAAGGCCGAGUACAACGACAAAGAACCACAGAAGUACUCCACCACUCGCAUCGCCAAGCUGUUGAACAUUGACCCACGUGAAGCUGAGGAACUGGAGGGACAAUUCAUGACGAAAUUAUUCAACGGAUACUACUUCUACGCCUUCAACAACCAGACCAUAGAAAACGCCCCCCGUUACAUCAAGAAAUUCUUCGAGGAUUUGGAGGAUGGUUUGAACUUCAACUACACUAAGUUCUACCAACAAGACGAAGCUACCCUUGCCUUCCCAUUGGCCACCGGUUUCCCAUUCGUGUAUACUCUGAAGACUCCAACUGUAUUCAAGUUCGAAACUGAAUCCAAGGUCAAGACCUACCCAAGCGUCCACCAGAAGCCAGCCGGACAUCCAGAAAAUGAGAACGACGAUUUCAUCUACUGGCCAAAGAUGCUGAAUGGAUCCGUUGAUGUUAAUCUGCUGUACCAUCGCAUGCAGGAUGCCAAGAUUGGAUUCGUUACUCCAUUCGAUCACCAACGCUAUGUCGCAGGCUACCAGAAGAAAAUCUAUCUUAACCUGCCAUUCUCUAUUGAUCUGUCGUUGAACUUUGAAACUGAUGAAUACGAUUUUGAAUUCGCACCUUUGGAACCGAAGAAGGAUCAGCUGUUCUUCCACUUGAGCUCUUGGCCAUACACUGGUUACAAGGACAUCACUGAAAUGCGUCCAAUUGCUGAAAGUCCUUCCGUCAGAAUUGUUCAUGACGAUAAUCAGUCUACCAAGACCUUCGAUUACACUUUCGGACAGGAUAUGACUGGAUUCGCCCUGCGCUGUCACGCCAAGUACGAUCAGGACUUCUUCAACUUUGAACAGUUCUACGAGUACUUCAAGCAGUACGACUUCUACUCUGCAUUCUUCUAUCCAUUCGCUGCUCAGCCUUAUGAAUACCAUCAGUUCAACAUGUACUACGAUGCCCAGCGUACCGAUGUGGAGAAGAUCAAGUUCUCGGCUCAUUACAAGGAAGGAGACUUCGACCAGGACUUCCAGGAUUCCGAUGUCAAGCACCCGAAGGGACGUCAUGGCUACUCUGGAUACUACAACGAAGCCAACUACGCUCAACCCUUCGUGUUCUCUGCUGCCAGCCACCGUCGUCAGGAGCAAUUCAUCAAGAACGCUGCUGCUGGUAUCCGCAACAGUGAUGUUGGAGUGUUCGACUUUGGAUUCACUUUUGAAGGAAAGAAACAGAAGGCUGAAUAUGUCUUCACCACUGCUUACGCUGACAGUCCAGUCGAUGAGAAGUCCCGCUUCCUGUUCUUCUUCUCUGGAAGCCCAUACUACCAGUCGAACUACUUCUUCGGUAUGCCAUACCAUGGCAAACAGUUCCAGAUGUGCUUCUCGGCUACCAACGAGUUCCCGAAUGUACCUAAGCUCAACUUCUUGAACGCCUUGAACCAAAACGAAGAUGCCGACCUCAAGUGGGAACUGUCUUAUGGUGAGAAGUGCCAGGGAGGAACCCAGUUCUCCAUGAAGGGUAAACUGCACCAGACGGACAAAUACCGUCACUAUCUGCGCACCUCGAACGUAGGCUCAGCCUGUAAGGAACAGAUGGACCGUGGUUUCUACCAACUGAAGGAAUGCCAGAACGCCACCCGACAGGCCAGCUAUUUCGAUCAAUACUUCUUCAAAUUCGACUUCAAGGACUUCGAUUCUUACUCCAAGAACUUGACCUACAAGUUCUACAACUACUUCCAACAGUUCGCCUACCCGUACUACCAGUCUAACUACUUCUACAAGGGCAAGGACAACCAAGCUCAGUUCAACUUCGAGUUGGCCCCGUACGCUGAUUACUUCAACGCUUCCUUCUACGGACCCGAGUUUGCCUUCAAGGUUGAAAACUAUCCGAUCUACAACUACUACUACAGAUACUUUGCCACCGUGCACUCCGAUCUAUCGUUCUUCGAUCGUUUCGCCACCUACGCCUACCGCGGACAGUACCACCCAUCCUGCUCCGUCUCCAGCAAGUAUGUUGCUACUUUCGAUGGAAAGACCUACGAUUACAACAUGGGAGAUUGCUGGCACGUCCUGUUGCACACCGUGAAGCCAGACUACGAGUACUACCCUUACCAGUCGCACUUCCAGAACUCUGACUACGAGUACCGCUUCAAGAACGGAUUCGAUGAGGAUCAGCAAAUCACCGUUUUGGGACGUUCCGGAUCGAACCACGAAAUGUACUUCAAGGUCAUCCUUGGACAGUACAAGCAAAACGACUACAACAUUGACAUCAUUCCUAAUGGUGCUGAUCUGCCAAAGGUUUACAUCAACGGAAAGCCGCAACAAGUUCACGACAAAUACGCUGUCGAGUUGUACACCAACGACAACGGAGGCGAACAGCCACUGUUCCGUUGCUACGCUCUGCCCGGAAAUGAACUGGAAAUCAACAUCCGUAACGAUGGUCUGAAGAUUGUGCACGAUGGAUACCGCGCUCGCUUCUUCGCUGACCAGUCGUAUUACAACAACUUUGUCGGUCUGUGUGGAACCAACAACGGAGAAUACUACGACGAUUUCGUCACCCCUGAUCAGUGCUACUUCCGUAAGCCAGAGUACUUCGCUGCUUCGUACGCUCUCACCGGACUGAACUGCACCGGACCAGCCAAGGCCUUCAACUAUGCUUACCAUCAGCAGGCCAAGGAAAAUUGUGUCAAGCGUGAGGUCUACUACGGAAACGUGAUCUACGAGCAGGACUUCUACCGCAAGCGUUACCGUUACUACAACCACAACAUUGAAGAGUCGGACAGCUCUUCCUCGUCUUCGUCGUCAUCCUCGUCGUCUGAUUCGUCGUCUUCGUCAUCUUCUUCGUCGGAAUCUCGUUCUCACAGCCAUUCCAGCAGCAGCUCGUCUAGCUCCGAGGAGAGCAAGGAAUACCGCCCGCACCAGCAGGAGUACUCCACCAAGAAGUGCGAAGUCAAGCACCAGUACCAGUUCUUCGAGCAGGGUAGCCAAAUCUGUUUCUCGAUGCGUCCACUGCCGGCCUGCCCAUCCCACUGCGCUGCCACCGACAAGACUCCGAAGUACUUUGACGUUCACUGCCGCACCGCCGACGACCCAGCGGCCAAGGUGUACAAGAGCCAGAUCCAGAAGGGCCACGCCCCGGACAUGAAGUCCCACUCGGUGUCCAAGACCGUCAAGUUCAACAUCCCGAAGACUUGCGUGCACAGCCAGUAAUCAUGGACUACGGACCCCCUCGCUUUCAAUGGAAAACUAACGCAAUUAUCAAGUGAAUAAAGCAAAU